Molecule: messenger RNA, 409 nt
Organism: Dentiscutata erythropus
Lineage: Eukaryota; Fungi; Glomeromycota; Glomeromycetes; Diversisporales; Gigasporaceae
Source: the annotation of a GenBank genome assembly
AUGCAACGCAAAGGAGGCAAGCCACCACAUUCUCUUAGUGAAUAUUUUUAUAUUAUUCCUAACGAAUGGGCAAAUAAAAGUAACCAAAAAUGUAUUUGUCGAGCUUGUAUGGAUGCGGUAGGAAGAGAAUUUGCUCUAAAAGAUGAUAAUUUGAAAAUUACAAAUACCAAACAUUAUUGUGCCAACCAUCUUAGAGACUGCCCUUAUUUUGCCACCAAGUAUUCACCUGAACAAAUACAACUCAUUCUCAAUUCUGCUACACUUUCACCACCAAACAAACAGGUAAUGAUAUCUUAUACAGAUGAAGAAGAUGAAGAUGAAAAUGAUUCAACUUCUGGAAUAACAUCUUCUAAUUCGUUAGCUUCUAGUAAUACUUUAAAAAAACAAACCACAUUAUCCAAAUAUGUUG